AUGGGUGAUGUUGAGAAAGGAAAGAUUUUUGUUCAGAAGUGUGCCCAGUGCCACACCGUGGAAAAGGGAGGCAAGCACAAGACUGGCCCAAAUCUCCAUGGUCUAUUUGGGCAGAAGACAGGUCAGGCCCCUGGAUUCUCUUACACAGAUGCCAACAAGAGCAAAGUCAUUACCUGGGGAGAAGAUACACUGAUGGAGGAUUUGGAGAAUCCCAAGAAGCACAUCCCUGGAACAAAAAUGAUCUUCGCUGGCAUUAAAAAGAAGUCAGAAAGAGCAGAGUUGAUAGCUUAUCUUAAAAAAGCUACUAAUGAGUAACAGGUGGCCACUGCCUUAUUUAUGAUAAAACAGAAAUGUCUCACCCUUUUUAUGUGUACCAUAUUUUAAUUGAUCUCCUACACCAGAACUCAGAUCAGGAAUGGCUGACAGGUUACU
Messenger RNA from Tupaia belangeri chinensis (Chinese tree shrew), 432 nucleotides. Its product is annotated as cytochrome c, somatic. The record is from RefSeq and is a predicted model, not a curated record. Bases 1 to 315 code for a protein of 104 amino acids. Gene Ontology annotation, molecular function: heme binding; electron transfer activity. NCBI's taxonomy places the organism in Eukaryota, Metazoa, Chordata, Mammalia, Scandentia, Tupaiidae. The transcript has a single exon.